AUGGAAGCUGUAACUAUGGAGCCACAAGCUAUAACAUGGGGACUUUGGUAUAGAAUGAAUAAAAGGAUUUAUGAGAAUAUUUCUAUGCAUAUUCAUGUGACUGUUAAUAAUGCUCUUUCUUUACAACAAGAAUAUGCACAGGUGCAGUUGUUUGAUGUUUCAAAUCAGAAGAUUACUAAGGUAGUACGAUGGCAUCCUCCUCCAAAUGAUUUUCUGAAACUGAAUAUUGAUGGGGCCACCUUUCCUGAACAUUCUGUUGCCGGGAUUGGGGUGGUGUUGCGGGAUCAGUAUGGUGAGGUUGUCGUGGCCUGCUCUAAGGUAGAGAAAGAUGUAUCUUCUGAUGAGUUUAUUGAGGCAGUUGCACUUCUCAGAGGGUUACAGCUGUGUAUUCAAUGGGGUGUCCCAAAAAUUAUGCUUGAAACCGAUUGUUUGGUUUUGGUUAAUGCUUUGAAUGAAAAUUCUAUAUGUUUAACAGAUUUUGCUUUUAUUCUUCAAGACAUACGAAGGCUUAUGGUGGGAUUCAAAGAAGUUAAAGUUGUACAUGUCAACCGUUUAGGCAAUUUGGUGGCUCAUCGUUUGGCAAGACAUGCUUGGUUGAUUGAGGAUAUUUGUAUGUGGUGGGAUUAUUGUCCUUCUUUUGUUAGUCAAGCUUUAUGGCUUGAUAAACCUGCUAUUUGUAAGGAUAAUUGA
Messenger RNA from Carya illinoinensis, 690 nucleotides. RefSeq lists its product as uncharacterized. The record is from RefSeq and is a predicted model, not a curated record. The coding region runs from base 1 to 690 and encodes 229 amino acids. The transcript has a single exon. Gene Ontology annotation, molecular function: nucleic acid binding; RNA-DNA hybrid ribonuclease activity. Lineage: Eukaryota; Viridiplantae; Streptophyta; Magnoliopsida; Fagales; Juglandaceae.